GGAUCGUGUUUGGUGUGAAAAGAGUAAUAAUGAUGGCGAAGAUAGCUGAAGCAAAAGUGGUGACCACAGAUGUUUUCGAAAAGGGAAGUAUCCAAUGGAAGCAUUUCAACAUUGACACAAAUUCUCCUUCUUCACCUCCAAAACCAUUGCUGAUAUUUACACCAACUGUGCCUGGUGCUUACACUGUAAUAGUUUUCUACCAUGGUUUCUGCAUUCCACCAAGUUACUACUGUGACCUCCUAUCCCACAUAGUUUCACAUGGAUUCAUAGUUGUUGCUCCUCAGCUGUUCUGCAGUUUGCCUUUGCUUGAAUGCGAUGAAAUAAAGGUUGCAGGAAAAGUGGUGGAUUGGCUGGUGAAGGGGCUUCAACCUUUGCUUCCUGAGAACGUUGAAGCGAAAUUGGAGAAAGUGGUUCUAUCAGGUCACAGUAAGGGUGGACAAACUGCAUUUUCUGUGGCACUAGGAUAUGUUAAAACGAUGCUGAAGUUUUCUGCACUGAUAGGCAUAGACCCUGUGGGAGGAUUAUCUCAGUGUAAGGCUAGCAAAACAUCUCCUAAAAUUCUGACAGGGGUGCCACGCUCAUUGAAUUUGAAGGUUCCCGUUGCUGUAAUAGGCACUGGAUUGGGACCAGAAAAGGCUAAUGUUCUUUUUCCACCAUGUGCUCCUAAAGGGGAGAACCACGUGGACUAUUUCAACGAGUGCAAACCCCCUUGUGCAAAUUUUGUUGCAGCAGAUUAUGGACACAUGGACAUGUUGGACGAUGAAACACCUGGGAUAAUUGGGACCGUGCUGUCAAAGUGUUUGUGCAAGAAUGGGAAGGGUCCUAAGAAGUGUAUGAGAAAGACUGUGGGAGGAUUGGUUGUGGCCUUCUUGAGGGCACAGUUGGAUGAACACUUCCAGGAUUUUGAGGCUAUUUUACACAAUCCUGGUCUUGCUCCUGCUAGACUCAAUGAUGUCAAGUACAUACCAGCAUGAAAACAACAUUUGCUUUAGCUGUUUCUCCCUUUCUAUGUUCUAUUAUAUGUUUGUUUAUGUGAAAGGUCUUCCUAAGAUGUUUCAAAUAUAUGUUAAAUACAGUACUUUAUUAAAAAAACUAGAACAAAGCACUCCAUUGCUGAGACUCCAUUGCCUCCUUAUUCACUCAUAGGAAGUUCUUCAUUUAAACACCUACAGAAGCUUCCUUAAUGGCAUGAAAACUGCUCAUAGAAAUGCAGCAACAGAAACCAUGUAUUGCAUCUAACAUGAAAAUCUUCCAAAAGGUAAAAGUGUGGGUCUUCCAUUGAUAGUGAAAGUCGAAAAUCGUACCUGCAACAAAAACAAACCACUCUAAACCACAAAGUC
Molecule: messenger RNA, 1340 nt
Organism: Vigna angularis (adzuki bean)
Lineage: Eukaryota; Viridiplantae; Streptophyta; Magnoliopsida; Fabales; Fabaceae
Product: chlorophyllase-1
Exons: 2
Coding region: 30-974 (314 amino acids)
Biological process (GO): chlorophyll catabolic process
Molecular function (GO): chlorophyllase activity
Source: RefSeq, a predicted model, not a curated record